Closterium sp. Yama58-4 is the source of this 5379-nucleotide messenger RNA. The record is from the annotation of a GenBank genome assembly. NCBI's taxonomy places the organism in Eukaryota, Viridiplantae, Streptophyta, Zygnematophyceae, Desmidiales, Closteriaceae.
AUGCAAUCGACGGGAGCUGGCCAGGCCCCCUUGUUGGCGAGCGCGGAGGGUGCGCGGCUGAAGAGCAUGAAUCGCACGACGGGCAACCGCAGUCGCGCAGUGCCGCUGCGAAGCAAUGAUCUCACCAUCUCCGCGCCCUCGUCCCGCCUGAAGCAUGACCUGCGCCACGUGCACUUUGACUCCAAGAUGCACUUUGCCCUGCCUCACGUGCAACCGAUGACUCUGCUUUCUAACUCCCCAGACGAUUUUGGGCGGCAGAGUGAGUCAAUCGUGCAGGAGCUGAACGCUGCCAGACAAGCCAUGCCGGCCGGAAGCCCCCUGCGCCAGCUCAUCAUGAAGCUGCUUUUUGUCCUGACCCGAUGCACUAGAUUGCUACAGUUCCAGAAGGAGGGAGGGGGUGUAGGUGGUGGUAGGAACAGUGAUGGGGGGGAUGGUGGAGAGAUCAGGACUAACAGUAUGGGGAAAGAAGGGGUGAGUCAAGAAGAAGAAAGAGGAGGAGAGGGGAAAGGAGAAGGAGGAGGGAUGGGAGUUAGUAGUGAUCCGGGUGGCACUGCUGAUGUCAGCACUGCCGGAGUAAGGCGAACAGGGGAUGUGGUAACUGCCAGACUGGUUACACCUGUAACACCCGGUGCUAGGACCAGGAGGGCUGAGUUGCAUGUGGUUACCAAGCAACCAGACGCAGCCGUGGUGACCAGGCUGUCAGACGGGCAUAUCCCGGUGGUCUUGGAUAAGGUGGGAGCACAGGAGGCGAUGCGUAGUAGAAGCGAUGACAGGCUGUCGCCAGCUGGCGGUGAGGUGCCAGCUGGCGUGGUGCCAGCUGGACUGGGUGAACAGUCCCUUGGGAGCGUUGACUUGUUGACCUCUGGGUUGACUGGGUCAGCUCAGGGGUUGACUGGGUCAGCUCAGGGGCUGACUGACAGGCUGUCACCACCUGGUGCUGUAACUGGCGAAUCAUGGCUCGAUUUUACUCGGAGCUGCCCGGAGAUGUCUCAGGUGAAUCAGCAGGUUCAGGUGAAUCAGCAGGUUCAGAUGAACCAGCAGGUUCAGGUGGGACGCAGUCGAAGCAGUGAGAAACUGCCACCACCUGGCAGGAGGUUACAGCACUGGGGAGGAUCCUUCCAGGAAGGUGCCAGUGCUAGAGCUGCUGCCUCUGCCAAUAUCCUGAGUGGUGGUGCGGGCAUUGCAGCAGACCUUGCUGCGUGGGAGCUGCUGCUGCUGCAGAGGAAGGGGAAGGAGCAGCAGCGGGAAGAGGGGUGGGAGGGGGUGAUAGAGGAGCAGUGGAGCCAGCAGCAGCAGCAGCAGCAGCAGCGGUUUCAACGGAAAGAGGACAUGGCUGCAGGGUCCCUGAAACCGGGUCUUUCUGCUACUCCUGCUGGUGCUCCUGCCGCUGCUGCCCCAGACAGGGCCCGCACGCCCCCUCUCAUCCGCGCUGGCAGCUGGAAAAGAGGCAGCGGCCGGGUGUCCACUUGGGGAGGGGCGGGAGCCUCAGUAGUAGCAACGGGAACAGGAGGGGCGGCAGGGGGGGCGGCAGCAGGGGAGGUGAGUGCGGGUCCGAGGAGGCUGACAGCGUCACUGAGUGGGCGACUGGGGGAGGUGCUUCUGGCUGUGGAGCAGCAGGCUCAACGCUUCUCCUGCUCCGCCGACACUUUGGGAUUCAGCCCUGGGGGUGUGGGCGCCCUUGAUGGCCUGCUGCCCUCCCCGCCAGAAAAAGCUGCAGGUGCUUUAGCUAAUGUAGAGGGUGUGCAAGAGGAUGUGAGAGGAGAUGCGUCUUUGGAAAGAGGAGCUGUGGUGAUGGGGCAUGAUGUCUCUGUUGGAAAAACACCUGAGGUGGCACCUGAAAAGACACCUGAAGUGGCACCUGAAAUGGCACCUGAGGUGACACCUGAUGGAGUUCGUGAGGGUGGAUCGCUUUCAUGUCCUCCGGAGGGGAUUCUUCACCUGCCGCUGGUUCGGAUGAGUCGAGGCAGUGAUCUUAGUACCCCGUUUCAUGCUCUUGUUCCCCUUGGUGAUGCUCCCUUCGCUGCCGUACUGCCUAGUCAUGUUGAUGCUGCUGCAGCGAGCAGUAUUGGUGGCAUUGGCGGCACCUGGGGUGGUGUUGCUGCUGGAGAAGCGGCAGCAGAGGGGCAUGGGCAGCAAGGGCAGGUGAAGGAAGGAGAGGUGCAGGGGCAGAUGAAGGAAGUGCAAGGGAAAGAAGUGCAGAUGCAGCAAGGACAGGUGGAGAAAGAGACAAUGGGUGGUGAGAUUGGGAGCAAGGCACUGUUGCAAGCAGUGGGUAGGGACGGGGGAAAGGAGGUGGGUAGCAUUGGGCGGCAGGAUAGCAUUGGGCGGCAGGAUAGCAUUGGGCGGCAGGGUAGCAUUGGGCGGCAGGAUAGCAUUGGGCGGCAGGGUGUUGGGCGGCAGGACAGUGUUGGGCGGCAGGACAGUGUUGGGCGGCAGGAGGAUUGGAAAGCCAUAGUGGAGGAGUUGAAGGGAGGGGGCGAUGGGACUGGUCUGAAGGGCCGGCAUGAGGAAGAUGACAUGUAUGGGGGAGAAGGAGAAGGCACACACGGCAUGGGAACGGAUGUAGGAGGCAUGGGAAUAGCAUCAGGAUCUGGGAUGGGAGAAGGCAUAGGAAUGCAGGGAGAGGCGGGAGCUGGGGCAAGGGUGGGGGAUGGAGCAGGGGCAGCGGCAGGGGUGGGGGUUGGAGCAGGGGCAGCGGCAGGGGUGGGGGUUGGAGCAGGGGCAGCGGCAGGGGUGGGGGUUGGAGCAGGGGCAGCGGCAGGGGUGGGCGCGGGGGCAGAGAGGGGACGGGUGAGCAGAGGCACAUCUGCGAAGGAGAAUCGUGAGGAGGAGGAAGCAGUGGUGAUGUGCCGGAUAUGUGAGGAGGAGGUGCCCCUGCGGGACCUGCAGGAGCACUCGUGUCUCUGUGCCCUGGCGAAUCGGUGCGAUGACACGCGGUUACCGCUGGAUGAGCGGUUACAUAGGCUCGGAGCUGGGUUGGAUGCGGUGGUGGCUGAGCUGACUUCAACGUCAGUCAACGCCAGUCAACGCGUGUGGGGCAGCAUGAGCAGCACAGGAGGGGGGCAGGGCAGUAGGGUGCCUGCAGGGGAGUCUCUAAUGAGGAGAGGAGGCAGUGUGGGGGGGGAGAUGGAAAUGCUGGGAGCCGGUGCGGCAGUCGAGGAGAUUGAUGAAGAAAUCAACGUGCUCAAUGAUUUGGCAGACAUAGCAGAAGACGUGGGGGAGGUGCAGGUGGGGCAGGCGGACGCCCUCGCUCUCCUCUCCACAGACAUCCGCGACCUCUCCGCCCUGCUGCGCUCACACGCUGCGCACUUCCCCUGCGUGCAGAUCUUCGGGCUGCGCAUUGCGAUUUUGUUGCAGGAGAAGUACCAACGAGUGCUGCAGCUUAGAUCAUUUCACAGCGGACCCGAAGCAGCAACCGCCUCCCCCAGCAGCAACCCCAGCGCCACUAGGGGAGCUUUGGCUCUGCCCCACUCAUUGGGGAGCAUUGGCAGCGUUGGGAGCAGGGGCGGCGGGGGUGGGGGCGGAGGGGCGAUGGGGGAGAAGGAGCAGCGCACGACGAUUGAUGACUUUGAGAUCAUUAAACCGAUCAGCAAGGGCGCGUAUGGACGCGUGUUUCUCGCGCAGAAGAGAACGACAGGCGACCUGUUCGCUAUCAAGGUUCUCCGUAAAGCUGAUAUGAUCCGCAAGAACGCAGUGGAGAGCGUACAGGCAGAGCGCAACAUCCUGGCGUCUGCCAGGAGUCCCUUUGUGGUGCGCUGCUUCUACUCCUUCACGUGUCGGGAGAACCUCUACAUGGUGAUGGAGUACCUGGAUGGGGGCGACCUCUUUUCAUUACUGCGCGCUUGCGAGGCCCUGGAAGAAUCUACCGCCUGUUUCUACACUGCUGAGCUGGUGCAAGCGUUGGAGUAUCUGCACUCGCUGGGAGUGGUGCAUCGGGACAUAAAACCAGACAACCUGCUCAUCGCACACGAUGGGCACAUCAAGCUGACGGACUUUGGGUUGUCCAGGGUGGGCCUUAUCAACAGUGCCGGAGACCUCUCCACCAAUCAGCAGCAGCCCAUCCCCUCCCACCACGCCUCCGCGCCUUCCUCCCCUGGUAAGCAGCACCUAUACAGCGUCGGCUCCGAAGGUGCAGCAGCAGACUCACCGCUCUGGACCGCAUCCAGCCUGCAGGAAUUCCCCUCGCCCCGCUCUGGACCCCCUCCACCCUCUCCGGUCCCCACUCCAACCCUGCCUCUGGCUAUUCCUCCCCCCUGCAUGCCCCCGGGUAUGCCUCCCCCUUGCACGCGUCUGGUUGCUCGUCCCCUCUGCAUCCUUCUGGAUUGGGGGGCGGAGGAGGGGGCGGAGGAGGAGGAGGAGGAGGAGGAGGAGGAGGAGGAGGAGGAGGAGGAGGAGGAGGAGGAGGAGGAGGAGGAGGAGGAGGAGGAGGAGGAGGAGGAGGAGGAGGAGGAGGAGGAGGAGGAGGAGGGGGGUUUUAUCAUCACACAGCGGUGGCAGCAGCAGGCUCAGCACGCCUCCCUGCUCAGACGCCUGGCAGGGGCGGGCGAGGGGAAUGGGGGGAGUGGUAGCACUGGCAGUGGUAAUGGCAGCGGCACUGCGUGGGGGAACGGCAACGGGAAUGGCAACACUGAGAGUAAGGGAGGGGGAGAUUGUGUGGAAAACCAAGGGGCAAGCAAGGAGGAUCAUGGGGAGGAGAAUGUGGAGGGGUAUGGGGAGGAUUAUGGGGACGGCAGUGGGAAGGAGAAUGCUAACAGUCCAGCAGCGGACUGGUGGUCGGUGGGAGUGCUGCUGUACGAGCUGCUUGUGGGGAUUCCGCCCUUCAACGCCCCCACUCCUCAGCAAAUCUUUGACAACAUAUUGAACCGCGACAUUACAUGGCCAGCCGUGCCUGAAGACAUGUCGUAUGAAGCCAAAGACCUGAUUGACAGGCUCCUCACAUUCGACCCGGAUGAGCGACUUGGGGCCCAGGGAGCAGACGAGAUCAAGAGGCAUCCCUUCUUUCGCAACAUCGACUGGGACACCCUCUCCUAUGAAAAGCCCCCAUUCAUUCCUGAGCCGGAGAACGCACAUGACACGAGCUACUUUGCAUGCCGCUACGGGCCGAAUGCGCUGGAAGGAGGGGAGGGAGUGGGGGGCAUGGGGUGUGCGGAUGGGCGCAGCAGCAACUACAGCAGCGGUGGCGGCAGCACCAGUGACUCUGAGGAUUUGGAGAUGGAAAGGCACGACGAAGCGGGUGACAUGCCAGCGUUCCAGUCCACUGCAGUUGACUUCUCAGGUUUCUCCUUCAAGAACCUCUCCCAACUAGCUUUCAUCAACACUGAAAUUCUUGAAAGGCGGCAGAGCCCACCCAAUGGGCCAGCAGCAACCGAGUCUCCGUGA